AAUGAUGGGGUCCGCAGGUAGCUCAGUGUUGAGCUUAUAAAAGCCGCCGCCCGUCCCAUCGAUAGUCACUUUCUCAAGACCUCUCGCUAUCGACACGAUGUGGAAGCUUUUGGGAAUUCUGCUUCUUGCUGCACUCACGCAGGCCGACAAGGAACAUCCCUGGGUAGGGAAGCGAUACAUCUUCCAGUACCAGAGCGAUGUGAUCCACAAGAUCCCAAACGAGGCGAACAAGCAGAUCGGGCUGCGGGUGAAGUGCCUCGCUCUCUUGGACUACCUGACAAACAACAAGGCGCAGCUCAAGCUCAAGAACAUCAACAUCCACCAGCUUGAGGUUCUCGCUGAUAAGGAGACGCCCACUCAGAUCGAUGCCAUCCCAGAAGCCAUCACGGAGCUGCAGCGCCCGGUAGAUGCCGACUUCUCGGUCGGUCCCAGUGGCCUGAUCAAAUCCGUGAGAGCUGAGAGGGAAGACCCCGAGUGGAGUCUAAACAUCAAGCGGGGUAUCCUCAACCUUGUACAGAUCUCUCCCAGGACCAAACACGAGAACAGUGUCUUCACUGUCAUGGAGAACACCUUGGUUGGGUACUGCCCCGUGACGUACACGACCCUGAACGAGAGAGAACGGGCUGAUGCGAAUGUCACCAAGGUUACCAAGACCAUCGACUACCAGCGCUGUCUCCGCAGGCCGGAGAUCAAGGAGAGCAUCUUCUUUGGAAGAAUCUGCAAUUCCUGUCAGAAGAGCCUAGGCUUCACCCCCUACCUCCGCCAGGCCGGAAGUAUUCGGUACAUCUUUGUCAACUGGAAAAUGGUCGAGGUCCUUGCCGAGGAGGCCCAUGUCGUCACACCAAUGUCCGAGUUUGCCGGACAGAUCCACGCCAUCGUCAAGCAGAAGCUCGUCCUUCUGUCAACAAAAAACAAAGUCGCUAAACCUCUCAUGAACACUAAGAAGACUGGGCUAAGCUUCAGGGCCGUGCAUCCCGAGGAAGAACUUCGAGGGUUCGCUCAGUACCAACAGGGAAUUCAGACCAGGGUUAAGCGUCUGAUCGAAGUGCUGAAAACAAAGCAGGAUCUGACGACUGAAGAUAUCCCUCGUAUGAUCACUGAGAUCAUCACCAACGUCAGGCUCCUUAAGGUCCCCAAGCAGGGCCCUUGCUUCCUGACUGAACUCAUCCAGACUAUCUUUACUGAGCAGAGACCCAAGAUCAGAGCCAUCCUUCUCGAUGCCUUCACCAUCGCUGGAUCAGAUGAAGUGACGUUCAUUUUAAAGAAAAUGGCUGUCCUGAAAAAGCUGCCGAUUGACGUCCUUAACCGCACUCUCUUCAACAUACCAUUCACUCCAAAGGUCACGUUGGCUCAUCUGACGGUCGUCCAGGAGCUUUGUGACAUGGACCUUCUCAAGACCCCUGAGCACUUCCCCAUCCGCCGCCAGUGCUUCCUCUCCCUUGGCGCUCUCGUCAACAGGAUUACGUACCAACCGGAGUUCAAGCAGCGAGUCGAUGUGCAGAUGAAACUGAGCGAAAUUGCUAAGAUGCUGAAUGACCGCCUUAUGAAGGUUAAGGAUAUCCAUGAGAAGAUCAUGUACAUCAAGGCGAUCGGGAACGCCGGUCUGAGAGCCUGCCAACAUGUCAUCCUUGCCUACCUUAACUUCGACAAGUGCACCGAGCUGCGAGUCGAGAGCGUCUGGGCGCUCAGGCGACUGAUAAAUGAGAAGAACACCAAGGUCACCAUGACUGUUCUGAAGCAUUUCAUUAACGUCACGAACCACCCCGAGGUGCGUAUGGCAUGCGCUGUGUUGCUGCUGGACAAGGCCCCGACCUUCCACCACAUGCAGGUCCUGGUGAACACCAUCAAGCAAGAGAUGAAGAGCUACGGACAGCGAUCAAACCAGGUCGCAUCCCUCGUCAUCUCCAAGCUGUCCUAUAUGGCUUACUAUAACAAUCUCGUGCUGAAAGAUAGGGCAAUGUGCGCUCGCCUCGCUCUACGGUCCGUCCCGUACUACUCCUUCGGUCUCAGCUACUCCAAGGCCUUCCGCUUGGCUAUCUUCUCAGAUAAGUUCCAGACUGGCUUGGACUUGGAGUUUAACAAGAUGAAUGUACCUGAGAGCUUCCUCCCACGAAACAUGAACGCUAACCUUCGCAUGCAGUUCCUUGGAUACCAUCUGAACAUCGCCGAGGUCGGUGCCCGCAUGGAGGGACUGCAGGAUGUUAUUCAGGACAUCGUGUCGGAGAUCAAGUCUCGCCAGAAGAGGUCAGUGUGGGAAUUCAUCUGGAGCGGCUUAUCCAGCAACACCGAGGCGCCAACCACCCCUACAACCAACCCUUCCACUGAGGAAAUGGACGAGUAUUCUGGAACGCCUGACCUGCCUACAACUUCAACCCCUCAUGUUUCGGAGAAGAAGAUCUCGAUGUUCGUGAAGUUGUUCGGUCAGGAGCUGAAGUUCACAGAGAUCACCCCUAAGAUCGUCCAGGAGGUAUCGGAACAACUCAUCGCCCUUCUGCGAGGCACCAAACAGACCAUUGAGACCCCUCUUGGCGACAUCAGCAUCACCAAGAACAAGAUAUCCAUCAAGCAAGACAUCACCAAGGCGUUCCUUCCCGUGCACGCGCGUCAACUGGUGCCGACCAUGUGCGGCAUGCCACUUAACAUGCACCUCAUUUCCAGCAUGGUCAGUGACGUCACCAUGGAUCUUCAGAUCGAGGCUCAACCUUCAUGGUGGAGUUUUGCCAAACUGGACACCCUGAAAACCAAACUUCAUGUCAAGCCAAGCAUCUCGACCUUCACACUAGGUCAGGUCAACGUCCAUAACCCUUUCGUGCGCGUGGGAGUCCUGGUGGACAACAAGAUGCAGAUGCGACCAUGGCUCAAGAUAGACAUGGACUACACGCCCGACAAGCAGUACACAUGGAAGAUUGAAAACCCAAAAACGAGCCAGGAAGUGUUUGUGAUGGCGCCUCACUCCAAAGACCCCUCCAUCCAAGGCUUCUGCGGCAUAGUGGAGAUUAUGAAGUUCAAGGAGUACUCGAUCGAGAGGAGACAUAUCAGCCUGGACAUCCCGCGCCUGCAUCUGACCACGAUCGACCCAAUCUGUUUUGGGGAUGCUUUCACUGGAGUGGAGCGAUGCAUAACGGGAGUGCUGCCCACUCUAGCCGCCCUGCGCCUGCGCGAGGUCCCAGUCCUCUCGACCCUGUUCAGGUCCGAGGUCCACGUGGUAUCCACGCCCACUAAAGAUGCCGCCGAGUUCGUCACCAUCCAGUUGAAGGUCAAGGAAAACAGCGCCCAACAGAUGCAAAUCGAGGGCACGUUCUCCUCCUCUGGCCAAACCGUCAAGCGCGACUUCCCCAUGAACAUUACCUUCAACUACCAAACACGCCAACUGAUCAUCGAGGCUUCCCCCAUGCGCCUCCCCGGCUACUCCCCCGAGACCUUUUUUAAGCUGACUGCCGACUUACCCGAGCUAAAGACCUGGGACCUUGAGUUCUUGUUCGGCAUCAAGUCGAUGCCAUACCGAGUACAGAUCCAGGGCAGGAUUGAGCCCACGAAUAGGCGACGGCUGAAUCUGACAUGCGUGUGGGAUAAGCUGCCAGUGUAUCUCACGACCUUCCUGAAAGAUUGGGAACCUCAGCUGCUGUACUUCCUACAGACCUUUUCCUCAGUCUCCCACUUUAAUAGCACGCAAGGGCAGAGCCUGGAGAUUGUCAUGGAGCUCUUGUCACCGCUGACGGCUCUUCUGAAGGCCCGCACGCCUGUCGGUUUCUUCCAGUCCAAGGUGAUGUCUCUCCCCGUCAGGAUUAACAAGCUCCCAGGGUCACUGCAAGACAUCCGAGAACUGGCUUACGCCGAGUGUCGCCUGAGUCACCAAAAGCUUGAGUUGUUUGACAACCAAAGCAUCAAACUGAACCAAGACAAGCCGAAAUGCGUGCAGUAUGUGUUGGCCCAGGACAGGAAUAACGAAGUGUUUCGCGUGUUGGCUAAGCGUGACCAGCAGAACAGGCUGCAUCUCCAAGUCAUCGUGAAGAUCACAAAACAGGUGAUUAUCAAGGUCAGCCCCGAUCUCACCGUCACGGUCAACGGCAAGGCAUGUGAGGAUAAGGUGUGCGAGGUCAGCGGAGCCGCGAGAAUUGUCAGGCGCGAGCAGCGUAUCAAGGUCCAAAUCAACUACAAGCUCUCCUCCCUUCACGUGGUCUACAUGUCCAACAGGAUCCAGGUCCACGCCAAUCCCUUCCUCCAAAACCGUCUGCGAGGUCUGUGCGGGGACAUGAACGGCGAGCAGUACGAUGAGUUCCAGUCCCCCACGGGAGAGUUUCUUAACAACGCUGACCAGUUUCAGAAGGCCUGGAGGCUCACAUGCUAGAUCAAUCGCCCAAGAACAAGAUCCUACACGACAAGCCAUGGACCCGGAACCAAGAAAAACAUUUUUAUUUCUUUUAAAAAUUUGAUUAGCUUUUGGCAUUUUUUUGUGUGUGUGUUUUUGAGUUUGUGUUUUGUGUAGAUGUAGCAGCUCUUUUGUCACGGGAAACCUUCAUUUUUUAUGUCAGAAUAGUAAAAAAAAACAUUAGUAUUUCUUUUUUAAACAUUCAUUUAUUUAUUUUAUUUUAGAUUUUAUUUUACCCCGAAACACCCUUUUGUUAUAUAGAUAAUUAUCAUGUUUUUAUUGCAAUAAAAUUUUGGGAGGAACAUUA
Nematostella vectensis (starlet sea anemone) is the source of this 4676-nucleotide messenger RNA. RefSeq names its product vitellogenin. Lineage: Eukaryota; Metazoa; Cnidaria; Anthozoa; Actiniaria; Edwardsiidae. Gene Ontology annotation, molecular function: lipid carrier activity. The record is from RefSeq and is a predicted model, not a curated record. The transcript is spliced from 27 exons. The coding region runs from base 98 to 4348 and encodes 1416 amino acids. Gene Ontology annotation, biological process: lipid transport.